AUGGAGGAGGCCCCUCUCCUCCUCUCCUCCUCCUCCUGCCCCCCUCUCCUCCUCUCCUCCCUCUCCUCCCUCUCCUCCUCUCCUCCUCCUCUCCUCCCUCUCCCCCCUCUCCUCCCUCUCUCCCUCUCCCCCCUCUCCUCCCUCUCUCCCUCUCCCCCCUCUCCUCCCCUCUCUCCCUCUCUCCUCCCUCUCCUCCCUCUCUCCCUCUCCCCCCUCUCCUCCCUCUCUCCCUCUCUCCCCCUCUCCCUCUCCUCCCUCUACCCCUCCUCCUCUCCUCCCUCUCCUUCUCUCCUCCUCUCCUCCUCUCCCCCUCCUCUCCCCCCUCCUCCUCUCCUCCCUCUCCUCCUCUCCUCCCUCUCCUCCUCUCCUCCUCCUCUCCUCCCUCUCACCCCUCUCCUCCCUCUCUCCCUCUCCCCCCUCUCCUCCCUCUCUCCCUCUCCCCCCUCUCCUCCCUCUCUCCUCCCUCUCCUCCCUCUCUCCCUCUCUCCCUCUCCCCCCUCUCCUCCCUCUCUCCCUCUCUCCCCCUCUCCCUCUCCUCCCUCUACCCCUCCUCCUCUCCUCCCUCUCCUCCUCUCCUCCCUCUCCCCCUCCUCUCCCCCCUCCUCCUCUCCUCCCUCUCCUCCUCUCCUCCCUCUCCCCCCUCCUCCUCUCCUCCUCUCAGGCACACACUACCUGCGGAGUGUGAACAACAGCCUGCAGCCCUGGGCGUCGUCAGAGCAGAGGAGGUCCCUGGGGCUCCUAGGGGCCAACCCGACAGAGGAGGGCCUGGCCUCGCUGCACAGUGUCCUGCUGAGGAAGCAGCCGUUCCUCUGGAGGGCCUCCCUGCUCUACUACACUGUUCUCCAGGCCCAGAGCAUGGGCUUCUGCAGCCUCUUCCAUCAUCUGCAGCGCUACGUCACUAACCCACAUGUACGCUGGGAGUACUGCCUCCGAGCCAAGAGGGGGCAGACCGACACCUCCAGGCCAGGCUGCUUCAGUAAAGAUCAGGUUUAUCUGGACGGAGUUCUGAAGAUUCUGAGACAUCGAAGAACCAUCGACUUCCAACUCCUCACUGCCCUGGGAAAGUCAGUAACAUUUGAGAAGUACUGGUGGAGGUUCUGCUUGGGUGCUUUUCUGUGA
Molecule: messenger RNA, 1119 nt
Organism: Knipowitschia caucasica
Lineage: Eukaryota; Metazoa; Chordata; Actinopteri; Gobiiformes; Gobiidae
Source: the annotation of a GenBank genome assembly